AUGGCCUACAAGGAACAGGAGCAGUCUAGAAAUUUCGAGUUCAAAAUCGCAAAAACACCAGCAACGCGAGCAUCCCAAGCGUGCAUUAAAUGCCGCGACCGAAAGGUCCGAUGUGACGCCUUGAGGCAGGGAAUGCCAUGUACCAAUUGUCGGUCGGAUCACAUGCAAUGCACCCUCACCGAGGGGAGAAAGCAGACAGCUAGGUUGGUCUGGCUUCUUGUUCCAAAACAUUCUGCUAGUAUGUUUGAAUCUGAGGGUGCGAAAUCUCCUAGAAAUCGACCUCCAAGGCCAUCAAAAGCAGCGAAGCCACCGCCCAUUCCACCGGAUCGAUUUGCUGCAUAUAAGGGUGCAACCGAACGCCCUCCUCCCGCCGGUGUAUCGCGCCAGUUCCCUGAUCGAUUAAGGUUCCUGAAGCCUCUUCCGCGUCGGUUGAAUGAUGAAGAUAUCCGAUUCCUACAGAUCAAGGAAGCGAUGAAUGUGCCCGAACGGAACGACCUUCGCGUAUUCAUUAGGGCCUAUGUCGAUCACGUUCAUCCAUACAUGCCAAUUCUCAACCUUGAGGAGCUUCUCUCCAGCAUCUGCGAAGACCGGGCAGAAUCCCGAUUACUGUACGACUUAGAUGUGGAAGACGACAUUCUGGUCGUUGUUCAAGGUCUCCUUCUGUUAACGUUGUGGCAUGGGACACCGGAUGAGCCAACCGGCUGCUGGGACUGGGCCGGACUCAGCGUUACAGGGGCGCAAAGACUCGGACUACACAAUGAUCAGAAUCCGGACACCUUAAACAUGUCCCCUGCCCAGCGGGGAUUACGCAGGAGGGUGUGGUGGGCUGUGUAUAUACGCGAUCGCUUGACAGCGCUCUGGAUGCGGAGACCUGCGCGGAUCGAAGACGAGUCCUUCAACGUACCCCCGCUUGCUCUAGACGACUUCGAUAGAAACAUUGCUUCGAAGCCCUUAUUGCGCUUCAUGGAAGACUCGGCCCACCUGUCCAAUGCUAGUUCGCAAAAAGAACUUGCCGUCGCGUUUCUAGAUCUCAGCACACUCUCUGUCCAUAUUGGACGUUUUCUGAAAUACAGAUUCAUCACCCCGAAACUCAGCAUCCUUGAGAACAGUUGCAGCCUUCAAAGGUGUUCUGACAACAUGCGGGACUGCAGUGGUGAGCUGUACAGAUGGUUUAGAGACAGACAAUUGCGAUAUGACGGUCUCUUUGAGCCAGAAACAAAUGUCAUAGUAAAGACAUUAAAAUCGCUGGUUCGUAUGUUAUAUUCAUCAGCUCAGAUAAAUAUAUUUUUAUUCGAACGGUUUGAACUCCCUUUCGUGGAAACCAUAACUCCAGAAGUGAGCGAAGAAGCACGCGCGGUGACAGAGAUGAUGUCACAGCUUUCGGGCAAUCAUUUAAUUCAAUACCUCCCAAUAACUGCAGUCAACGUUGUCAUGCCUGCUAUUGCAGUCCACAUCCUGGAGAUGACCUCGUCCAAUCCCAUCUUGCGUCCGCAAGGUUAUCGAAGACUACAACAGUGCCUCCAUUCCCUGGGCGAAGUCAGCACCACAUAUGCAGUCGCCGGAUUCCCGCAAAUACUCUAUGAAGCAUCUGUUUUUGGAAGCGCCGCCAUUCUUCCCUUCCAAGCGUUAGAACGAGGCAGAGAACAACAAGCUUCGUUUUAUUCGAUUAAUCUGCAGAGACAAAUUCUGAUGGACGCUUGCACAUCGUUUGAUGAUAUCACCCUUGAACUUCCAACUCUUCCAGGGGAACCCGAGAAUUUGUCUUAUACGGACGUUGUCAAUGCUGGACAGUAG
Molecule: messenger RNA, 1794 nt
Organism: Penicillium waksmanii
Lineage: Eukaryota; Fungi; Ascomycota; Eurotiomycetes; Eurotiales; Aspergillaceae
Product: Zn(II)2Cys6 transcription factor
Exons: 2
Coding region: 1-1794 (597 amino acids)
Biological process (GO): DNA-templated transcription; regulation of DNA-templated transcription
Molecular function (GO): zinc ion binding; DNA binding; DNA-binding transcription factor activity, RNA polymerase II-specific
Source: RefSeq, a predicted model, not a curated record